GCCACCGCAGGACGGAAAACGGUAUGAGGUGUCCUCUGGGCGCCGCCGGCUCCGGCCACAGCCCCGCCUGGAGAAGCAUGCUUCUAACAGGCAGCCUGCUGGCAUUCUUCACCUGCUCUGCCUCCUCGGAGCUGCCCUCUUCUGGGUCUCUGGACCCCUUGACCGAAGGAGCCGAUGCCCACCUGCCAGUCCCCAGAAGCCUCGAUGGGGUUCUGUCUACUUCUUGGUUCCGAGGGCACGAGGCCCAGCCAGAAGCCACGAUCUUCUCCCCUGAGGGCCUCCCAGGGCCCGGCCACACUGGCCGGGAGACGCUGGAUACCCAAGGCAGCCUGGUCGUCAGAAAUGUGACAACUCAAGAUGCAGGCAGCUACACCGUGGUGCUGGAAAGCAGCAGGGGACGCAGGAGUGUGAUGGCGCAGAUACAGGUCCAUGCCAACUCUGAUGGGGUGCUGCCGCUGACAUUCCCGGGGAAUACACAAGGUAUCCUCCGGAGCGAACUCAGCUACUCAGUGAUCCUGCAGUGGGUGGCUUCCAUCGAACCUGAACCUGUGCUAUGAUGGACCUUCAAUGGGCAUCCUCGUGGGAUCGGGGAGAGGCUGAUUAUCCAGAGGUUGUCCUUGGAGGACCUGGGCACCUACGUACGGUUGGCCGAGGAUAGCCAGGGAAAGUAUUUCUCCCAGCCUGUGACUAUCACGCUGCCACAAGCCGUCGUGGAUCCCACAGACCCUGUGCCCAUCAAGCCGAACCCUACCCUCUCCCUGUCAGGAAGCUCUGCCUUUGCCCUCAUUGCGGCCGCACCCGUGGUACUGGUCGGAAGCGCGGUCUUCACCAUAAUCUGGAAGCUAAGGUGUGGCUGACAAAGAAGAAAUGGGUGAACCGCUUUGGGUUUUUUUUUUUCAGUUUAAAUAAAUUGAAUAAAAAUUUAAAAAACAAAUAAAUGAAUCUAGACAAAAGGAGCU
Lagenorhynchus albirostris (white-beaked dolphin) is the source of this 959-nucleotide messenger RNA. It is a transcript of the gene IGSF23, whose product is annotated as immunoglobulin superfamily member 23. NCBI's taxonomy places the organism in Eukaryota, Metazoa, Chordata, Mammalia, Artiodactyla, Delphinidae. The transcript has 5 exons. The record is from RefSeq and is a predicted model, not a curated record.